GACUUGCCCCCCUCUCUUCUCUCCUCUCCUCUCCUCUUGCCUCCUCCGCAGUGCACUUGCAGCUUCGCAGCACUCCGGACAGGACGGUCUCCUCCUCCUCCUCUUCUUCAUCCUCUCUUCUUCAGUGCGUAUAGUGGUGUUGGAGGUGUUGAGGGGUGCACCAGACAGCCGCAUCUGACUCCGGUCCCGAGGUCCCGGAUCGGUACUCGUGAUGGUGAUGGUGAUGGUGAUGGUGCGGACUCAUUGAUAAAAAGCUGCUGCCUGCCUCUGGAAUUAAAAUGAGCAGUUUCUCCUCCUCCACAUAGCGCUGCCUCCUCUCUGCUCUACACCGGCUUCUGUGUGACUCCAGCAGGCGACGCAGGAUGACUACUACCUUAUCACUGCUCAUUCUGUGCGCUUUGGUGGCGUUAGCGCUGGCGUCUAAGACGGAGCGGUCGGUGCGGCUCCCCUGUGACUCCGGCACGUACACCACCAGUGGAGAAUGCUGCCAGGAGUGUCCACCAGGAGAGGGAGUGGUGAAGAAAUGCGGCGCCACGCAGACUCAGUGCGCCCAGUGUUUGGACAGUGAGACCUACUCAGAGAACUACAGUCACACAGAGCAGUGCCGGCCAUGCACCGAGUGCGUCGGCCUGAUGCGGAUGGAGACGCCAUGCACCGACUCCAACAACGCCAUCUGCGUCUGCAACUACAAUUUUUUCUUCGACGGGAUAUCCGGUCAGUGCGUGCCGUGUACGGUGUGCCCGACGGGCCAGGGCGUGUUCGCGCACUGCGAACACGAACACGACACGGUGUGCGAGGAGUGCGUGGACGAUACCUACUCUGACCGGGAGAGCUCCCUCGACCCCUGCCUGCCCUGCACCAUCUGUGACGAGGACAGUGAGAUACAGCUGGCUGUGUGCACACCAGAAAGUGACUCUAUCUGUCAUAAUCCUCUCCUCCCAACAUAUUUUGCUCCCACCUCCGACAUGGACCUGUCUCCUCCCUCCUUCACCAAUUACUUCCUCCCUGAUGGCUCCGAGAGCCCGUUGCCAGGAGAGACGACCACAUCUAGCGCCGGCUCUCCGCGCUUCCUCGGCCACGGGCUCAACGAAAACCUCAUCCCCAUCUACUGCUCCAUCCUGGCCGCCGUGGUGGUUGGCCUCGUGGCUUACAUCAUUUUUAAGAGGUGGAAUAGCUGCAAGCAGAAUAAGCAGGCAGCUAAUAACCGCGCGGCUACAAAUAACCAGAUGGUGACGCCGGAGGGAGAGAAGCUGCACAGCGACAGCGGCAUCUCGGUGGACAGUCAGAGUCUGCAGGAGCAGCAGCAGCAGCAGCAGCAGCAGCAGGCCCAGGCUGAAGUCCAGGCUCAGCCUUCACACUCACGCACACAGGAACAGAUAGUGGUGAGGGUGGAUGGCGGCCCCCAGCCUGACACGCCUCCCCCUGAAGUCUGAGGAAGAGGAGGAGGAGCUGAAGACGGGGAGAGGAGAGUGGAGACUUGAACCGUGGACCAAAAAGAAAGCAGGGGGAGGGGAGGGGGAGCACAUGGGAAUGUAAAACUGACUCUGAUUCAUAUCUGAAGUGGCCACAGAGCAAAGACUUGACUUGUAUGGACCUCCCAGCACCUUUGGGCCACAGGCUGACUCUUCAUCCCUGCAUAUAGAGUCCAACUCUAUCAAUCAGUGUGUGCCUGGACACGACCUCUACGGCAAUAUCAACCGCGAUCUGUACCAACGUCACUGCAGAUGCAUAAUCAUAGAUAUACGCCAGAGCAUCUCGUAUUAACGGACUACUCCAGUAUCUAAUAUUGACAUAAUUCUCACUAACUGCCAACUUAAGUCUCCUCAGCCCCUUUAAGCUUCACAUGACCCCCUUAAUUCCACAAUCACUAGCCGUGAAACAUUAUGUGCCUGAAAGGUAAAUAGGCAGAAAGGUU
This is a messenger RNA of Sebastes umbrosus (honeycomb rockfish), 1915 nucleotides long. It is a transcript of the gene ngfra, whose product is annotated as nerve growth factor receptor a (TNFR superfamily, member 16). Gene Ontology annotation, cellular component: plasma membrane; cell surface. Gene Ontology annotation, molecular function: death receptor activity; coreceptor activity; nerve growth factor binding. The record is from RefSeq and is a predicted model, not a curated record. Bases 363 to 1433 code for a protein of 356 amino acids. Gene Ontology annotation, biological process: Rho protein signal transduction. The transcript is spliced from 6 exons. Lineage: Eukaryota; Metazoa; Chordata; Actinopteri; Perciformes; Sebastidae.